Molecule: messenger RNA, 2006 nt
Organism: Hirundo rustica (Barn swallow)
Lineage: Eukaryota; Metazoa; Chordata; Aves; Passeriformes; Hirundinidae
Gene: G6PC3
Product: glucose-6-phosphatase catalytic subunit 3
Exons: 7
Coding region: 104-1198 (364 amino acids)
Biological process (GO): glucose 6-phosphate metabolic process; gluconeogenesis
Cellular component (GO): membrane
Molecular function (GO): glucose-6-phosphatase activity
Source: RefSeq, a predicted model, not a curated record
CCUCCCGCCCCGCCGUAGCGCGCCGGCCCGCGGGCGGUGAUGGGAAGUGUAGGCGGAAGAGGGCGCUGAGAGCGGCGGGAGGGAGUUUUGAGGGGUCCCCGGCAUGAAGCCCCCCCCUGAGCCCAGUGCCAUGGAUGCCCUGCACGAGGCCGGGAUCCACGCAGCCGUGGCGCUGCAGGCUGGGCCGCCCUGGCUGGAGCAGUUCUGGCUUUUCCUGAGCUCCCGCCUGGAUCCCAAUUCCAUCUACACCAUCUUCUUCCCGCUGGCCCGAGGGCUGGACGACCACGUGUCCGUGAUGGUUCUCUGGAUCGCCCUCGUGGCUGAGUGGCUCAACGUGGUCUUCAAAUGGUUCCUGUUCGGGGAGCGCCCGUACUGGUGGAUCCACGAGUCAGGGCUCUCCAGCCGGGAGCAGCUCCCGCUGCGCCAGUUCCCCAUCACUUGCGAGACGGGACCCGGGAGCCCCUCGGGCCACUGCAUGAUCCUGGGGGCGGCCCUGUGGCCGAUUGUCACCGCCCUGAGCAAGGGAGUGUCCAGGUACACCCCGAGCCGCCUGCUGAGGCAGAUCCCGUUCCUCGUCUACAUCCUCUUACUGGUGGCCAUGGGGCUCUCCCGGGUCUUCGUGCUGGCCCACUUCCCCCACCAGGUGGUCACCGGCUCCCUGGCAGGCAUGGCUCUGGGCUGGGGGCUGCAGCGCUGGCCCCCCAACUUCUUCAAGUUCCGCUUCUUCCUGGGGACGGCUCUGGGGCUGCUGCUGAGCACGCUGGCCCUGCACGAGCUGGCCACGGCCGCCGGCCUGGACCUCGACUGGGGGUCACAACCCAAACCCCCUCCUCCCCUUCCCCGCAGGUCGCUCCGCCGCGCCAGCGCUCGGUGCUCGGACCCGUCCUGGCUGCGGCCGGAGACGCGGCCCUGGGCUUCGCUGUGCCGGGUGAGCAGCAGCGCCCUGGGGCUGGCCCUGGCCGCCCGGCACCCGCUGAGCCGCCGCAGCGCGCAGGAGCUGCAGGCGCUGGAGCCGCCGCUGAGCAGCGCCACGCUGGGGCUGGUAGCGCUGGACGUGCUGCACAAGCUGCCCAAGAGCGACGACGCGGCGCUGUGGUACCUCAACGUGGGCGCCCGCUACACCCUGGGGCCCGUGCUGGUGGGCUCCGUGCUGCCCAAGCUCAUCCUCGCCCUGCGCCGGCUCCGGGCAAACCCCUAGAGCCGCCCAGCGCGGCGAGGAGGGGCGCAGCUCUGGUCCCGGUGCAUCCCCCUGCCCGUGCCAGGGACCCCCGAGUUGAGGAGGGGGUGUCUGCUCUGUUCCCAGUUCAUUCCCCCCUGUGCCAGGGACCCCCGAGUUGAGGAGGGGGUGUCUGCUCUGUUCCCAGUUCAUUCCCCCCUGUGCCAGGGACCCCCGAGUUGAGGAGGGGGUGUCUGCUCUGUUCCCAGUUCAUUCCCCCCUGUGCCAGGGACCCCCAAAUUGAGGAGGGGGUGUCUGCUCUGUUACCAGUUCAUCCCCACCCUCCUUUUUCUCUAGGGAUCCCCAAAUUGAGUGGGGGGCUCUGCUCUGUUCCUGGUUUACACUCCUUUCCUCCAAACUCCCCCAAAUUGAGUGGGGGGUCUUCACUCCUGUCCCAGUUCAUCCCCACCCUCCCUUUUCUCUAGGGAUCCCCGAAUUGAGUGGGGGGCUCUGCUCUGUUCCCGGUUCACUCUCACCCAGCAGCUUUCCCAGUUCAUGCCCCCCCCUCACCCACCCCAGGGACCCCCUCCCACCCCACAUAGGGGGUCUCUGCCCAUCCCGGGGGGCUCCAGGCCAGGGGACCCCCCCCUCCCGGGGCAGAGCUGGGGGUGCCCCGUACCCAGCGGGUCUGGGGUCACAGCGUGGGGACAGCCCCGGCCGGGGGGCACUGAGCUGCCACCGCCCCUUCCCCGGCUGCCCCCGGUGCUCCCGACCGCUCUGCAGCAGGGAUGGGACCCCCCCGGACCCCCCCUCACCGCCGGGACCCCCCCUCUUACCUCUCGGUGUGUGU